UUUCAAGUAAACAAAACACACAAGCACCUAAAUCAAAUCAAAAUUUAGGGGAAAAUUUUCCCGAUCACAUCUCACUUUUACUACUUUUAGCAAAUGGCGGCGGAGAACGGGUUUUGCGUGGAGGAGCGGAUCCGCGACCCGCUGAACUGGGCGGCGGCGGCGGAGGGGCUGAGCGGGAGCCACGUGGAGGCGGUGAAGGCGAUGGUGGAGGAGUUCCGGAAGGGCGCGGUGAGGCUCGGCGGCGAGACGCUGACGAUCGCGCAGGUGGCGGCGAUCGCGGCGAGGGACAAUGCGGUGGCGGUGGAGCUGGCGGAGUCGGCGCGGGCCGGGGUGAAGGCCAGCAGCGACUGGGUCAUGGAGAGCAUGAACAAGGGCACGGACAGCUACGGCGUCACCACCGGCUUCGGCGCCACCUCGCACCGCCGCACCAAGCAGGGCGGCGCGCUGCAGAAGGAGCUCAUUAGAUUUCUGAAUGCUGGAAUCUUCGGGAACGGAACGGAAUCUAACCACACUCUCCCACACUCAGCAACAAGAGCAGCGAUGCUAGUGAGAAUCAACACUCUCUUGCAAGGAUAUUCCGGCAUAAGAUUCGAAAUCUUGGAAGCCCUCGCCAAAUUCCUCAACCACAACGUCACCCCUUGCCUCCCCCUCCGCGGCACCAUCACCGCCUCCGGCGACCUCGUCCCCCUCUCCUACAUCGCCGGCCUCCUCACCGGCCGCCCUAACUCCAAGGCCGUCGGCCCCGCCGGCGAGCCCCUCUCCGCCGAGGAGGCCUUCAAGCUCGCCGGCGUGGCCGGGGGCUUCUUCGAGCUCCAGCCCAAGGAGGGCCUCGCCCUCGUGAACGGCACCGCGGUGGGCUCCGGCCUCGCCUCCAUCGCCCUCUACGAGGCCAACAUUUUGGCCCUCCUGGCCGAGGUGAUGUCGGCCGUGUUCGCCGAGGUGAUGAACGGGAAGCCCGAGUUCACCGACCACCUGACGCACCGGCUCAAGCAUCACCCCGGCCAGAUUGAGGCCGCGGCGAUCAUGGAGCACAUCCUGGACGGGAGUGCAUACGUCAAGGCGGCCGAGAAGCUGCACGAGACGGACCCGCUCCAGAAGCCGAAGCAGGACCGCUACGCCCUGCGGACCUCGCCCCAGUGGCUCGGCCCGCAGGUCGAGGUGAUCCGCACUGCGACCAAGAUGAUCGAGCGCGAGAUCAACUCGGUCAACGACAACCCGUUGAUCGAUGUUUCUAGGAACAAGGCCCUGCACGGCGGGAAUUUCCAGGGCACGCCGAUUGGCGUGUCCAUGGACAAUUCCAGAUUGGCCAUUGCAUCAAUUGGGAAAUUGAUGUUUGCUCAAUUCUCGGAACUCGUGAAUGAUUUCUACAACAAUGGAUUGCCCUCCAACCUGUCUGGCGGCCGUAACCCUAGCUUGGACUACGGCUUCAAAGGCGCUGAGAUUGCCAUGGCCUCGUACUGCUCGGAGCUCCAGUUCCUGGCCAACCCGGUCACGAACCAUGUCCAGAGCGCCGAGCAGCACAACCAAGACGUGAACUCGCUCGGCCUCAUCUCGUCGCGGAAGACCGUCGAGGCGCUCGACAUCCUCAAGCUCAUGUCGUCCACGUUCCUCGUGGCGCUCUGCCAGGCCAUCGACCUCCGCCACCUGGAGGAGAACCUCCGCCUCGCGGUGAAGAACACCGUGAGCCAGGUGGCGAAGCGGACCCUGACGAUGGGCGCCAACGGGGAGCUCCACCCGUCGAGGUUCUGCGAGAAGGACCUCCUCCGGGUGGUCGACCGCGAGUACGUCUUCGCCUACGUGGACGACCCCUGCCUCGCCACCUACCCUCUGAUGCAGAAGCUGAGGCAGGUGUUGGUCGACCACGCCCUCAAGAACGGGGAGGGGGAGAAGAACCUCAACACCUCGAUCUUCCAGAAGAUCCAGGCGUUUGAGGCCGAGCUGGAGCUCCUCCUCCCCAAGGAGGUCGAGGGCGCCAGGAGCGCCCUCGAGGCAGGGAACCCGGCCAUCGCGAACAAGAUCAAGGAGUGCCGGUCGUACCCGUUGUACAAGUUUGUGAGGGAGGAGCUCGGGGCGGAGUUCUUGACCGGAGAGAAGGUCGUGUCGCCCGGGGAAGAAGGGGAGAAAGUGUUCACGGCGUUGAGCAAUGGAUUGAUCGUUGAUCCGUUGUUGAAAUGCCUAGAGGCGUGGAAUGGUGAGCCCUUGCCCAUUUGCUAGGUGUGGUGUUGAAGGUGUUUUUUUUGAGGUGUUGUUUGAUUUGUAUUUUUUUUCUUCUAAUGUAUUAUUUGUUGUAUUGUAAUUUUGUAAGAAGCUCUGGGAAUUUCUGGGCUCCUAUUGUAUUUAGAAUGUGUUAUUACAAUCUAAGUGUUUGUUCACUCGAUUGUAUGAAUCAGUGAAAUAAUUAACUUUGUUUUUUGAUCCUA
Molecule: messenger RNA, 2420 nt
Organism: Salvia hispanica
Lineage: Eukaryota; Viridiplantae; Streptophyta; Magnoliopsida; Lamiales; Lamiaceae
Product: phenylalanine ammonia-lyase-like
Biological process (GO): L-phenylalanine catabolic process
Cellular component (GO): cytoplasm
Molecular function (GO): ammonia-lyase activity
Source: RefSeq, a predicted model, not a curated record